UAAUUUGAAAUGGUCAUUCCAAUCCUGGCCACUAGGUGUCACGCUACUUCAGACUGAUUUGGUGACGCAACCCUGGUUGAAGGAGAGGAAGAGAGGACGGCAGACACCGCACCUUCAACAAGGUAAAGCAUGGCAAUGACUGGCCCGAGCUCGUGCUCCUCCAUGAGUAACCACACCAAGGAGCGGGUCACUAUGGCCAAAGUGACCCUGGAGAACUUCUACAGUAACCUCAUCGCCCAGCACGAGGAGAGGGAGAUGAGGCAGCAGAAGCUGGAGAAAGUGAUGGAUCAGGAGGGUUUGGCAGAUGAGGAGAAACGAAUCCGCCGUUCUCAGCAUGCAAGGAAAGAGACCGAGUUUUUGCGGCUGAAACGGACUCGACUGGGUCUGGAGGACUUUGAGUCCCUGAAGGUGAUUGGCCGAGGAGCUUUUGGAGAGGUCCGUCUGGUGCAGAAGAAAGACACCGGUCAUGUCUACGCCAUGAAGAUCCUCCGCAAAGCCGACAUGCUGGAGAAGGAGCAGGUUGGUCAUAUCCGGGCAGAGCGGGACAUUCUGGUAGAGGCCGAUAGCCUGUGGGUGGUCAAAAUGUUCUACAGCUUCCAGGAUAAGAUGAACCUCUACCUCAUCAUGGAGUUCCUGCCUGGAGGAGACAUGAUGACCCUGCUGAUGAAGAAGGACACUCUGACGGAGGAGGCCACUCAGUUCUACAUAGCUGAGACGGUGCUGGCCAUCGACUCCAUCCACCAGCUGGGCUUCAUCCACAGAGACAUCAAACCAGACAACUUGCUGCUGGACUCCAGGGGUCACGUGAAGCUGUCUGACUUCGGUCUCUGCACGGGGCUGAAGAGAGCUCACCGCACCGAGUUCUACAAGAACCUGAACCACAGCCUGCCCAGUGACCUCAGCAAGCAAACCUUCCAGAACAUGAACUCCAAGAGGAAAGCAGAGACCUGGAAGAGGAACAGGAGGCAGCUGGCUUUCUCCACAGUGGGAACCCCCGACUACAUCGCUCCAGAGGUGUUCAUGCAAAACGGAUACAACAAGCUCUGUGAUUGGUGGAGCCUGGGUGUCAUCAUGUAUGAGAUGCUGAUCGGUUACCCUCCGUUCUGCUCAGAGACGCCUCAGGAGACGUACAGGAAAGUGAUGAACUGGAGAGAGACGCUGACCUUUCCCCCAGAAGUGCCUAUAUCUGAGAAGGCCAAAGACCUGAUCCUCCGGUUCUGCUGUGAGGAGGAGCACAGGGUUGGUGCUUCAGGUGUGGAGGAGAUCAAGUCCAAUCCUUUCUUUGAGGGGGUGGACUACGACCAUAUCAGAGAGAGACCCGCUGCCAUCCCCAUCGAGAUCAAAAGCAUCGACGACACCUCAAACUUCGACGAGUUCCCUGAUUCCGAUAUCCUCACACCGACAGUCGCCCCGGUGUCCAACCAGACCGAGGCGGACCUGAAGAACAAAGACUGGGUCUUCAUCAACUACACCUACAAACGCUUCGAGGGCCUGACAGCCCGAGGAGCUAUACCGUCCUACAUGAAGUCAGGGAAGAGAUGAGUGCCUCCACGCAGGCUUUUUAACCAACACCGCCGAGAAAAACCUGAAAAGAGUCGUCCAAACCCCUGCUGUCCGAGGAACUUCAGCCCCGAGAGGAGAACUCUGCGCGUUCUCUGAGGAUCCUCGUUCACCCAGGACUCCGCAAAUAAUAAAAGGGGGCUCAGUUUCAGCCGUUGCUUCUUCCAGGAACUGCUGCCUUCAUUUUAUGCAGUCUUCACUUUUCUCUGAUGCUUCUGAAGGGUACCUUUCUACUUCCUGCUCACACAUGAAGACUGAACUGGGAUUAAAGUGAUUGGGAUUCUGUCUCCGCUUGCCUUUUUUUAAUCCACCAGUGGAUGCAGUGGCACGUCUUUCACUCCCCGAUACCAGCAUCCAUUACAUUCCCUCUCUCCGUAAACCAGCACAGUUCUGUCGGACCUAGCUCUUCUCCUUCCGAAACCAGGACUUCCACUCCACUUGCCCUUUUUCAUGUUGACUCAUCAACUCAAACACCGUCACUUGAAGUGAAUCAGGGAUUCUGUCCAAAUGUUUCUCACUAUGAGGCUUCUCUGAAGUGCUGCUGGCUUCUGACCUUAACCAAAGACUGUGAUCUGAAUAAUGUUUCUGCUUGAUCUCUGUCACUUCUUUGUAACUUAGAAUUGUAUUUUAUUUUUAGGUCCAUAAUCACAAGUGUUGCUCCUUUUUUAAAAAGAGGACAUAUGAGUGAUGCAUUUUGUGGAACAAACACAAGAGUCUUGUUACAUUUUUCACAAUGACCCACUUACGUUAAUGCACCUUAUGUGAUGUUGGAUCCAGCUCCAGUACAGCAGAGUCCACAGCUCAUUCGUUAGUGUGUUUUGAAUUGGGUGUUUUUUUUAUUGUACUGGACAUGGGUUUGACAGGGGAGUGAAGGCACCAUCUCAGAACUGAAGUCACCAUUUUACAGUUUUAAUGAACAUGAUGCAAACUCAGAUUUAUUAUUAUUAUUAUUAUUAUGUCUAUCCAGGGUGGAGGAGUCUAGGUCAUCAUGGAAACAAAUGCAAGUCUUGUAGUCUUAGCAGCUGUUUAAAAGCAGUUUAAACCCACUCCGCCUAUUUAAAAGAAUACAGUACUGAAUGGAUUCAUAACCGUGGUGCAAACAUGUACUGCUGAACUCCCCACAAGUCAAAGCAUUCGGCUCACGUGGUCGGAGUGUGAACAAGAUUCAGCGUGGACUUACUUUUUUGAAUACAGACGCACAGGGCUAAACAUCUUCCAGUGAACACAAUAUCCAACAUGCUGUCAUUUAAAAAUGAAUGUAAAUGAAGUCUUAUAGAGAAAAGUUUUUUUUUGUUUUUAUGCCACAAUAAUUCCAAAAUGCUGUUGGUGUGAAUGUAGCCUGGAUCAUACAGUUUUUCUUUUUCUUUGUGUAUGUUUCCGAGCACAUGAUGUAGAACUAUGGAAGUACAUCUCUGCCAGGAAACAAAUAAACAAAAAUACAAAAAGUCAGGAAUGGUUUAAAAUUAAAAGACAUACAUUUAAAACCAAAUUAUGAGCCAAGAUUAAAUUGACUUUCAUUAUAUUGAUUUAGUGAAAAGAUUUAGUCAGAACUCUCUAAGUCAUAUGAUGUCAUACUUUUGUCGAGUCAAAAGUCGAGGACUUUCUAUUUAUAUGCAAGUAAAUCUGAAAAUAUUGAAUUUCAUCCUAAUCUUGACUCUGAUUUAGGAUUUGAGUAUUUUUUUUUUUUACCAUAAUUUUAAUACAAUUGUAUGUAGUAUGUCAUAACAUUGAAUUCUUAAAUCUCAUAAUUUUGGAUUAUGUCAAAACAUUAAUUUGGAUUUGCCUAGUCAAAGCUUUCUCUUCGCUUCUGACAAAAAGACAUGUUCAGAUUUAUGAGGUCAAAAUCUGAUAUACUGUCAUACAAUUUGGACUUAAAAGAUAUCUUUAAACAUUACCAAGUAUUUUAUUAGUAAAAAAAAAAAAGAAAUCAUUCCCAUCAUUUUUUUUUUUUCUUUGCAGGAAUGGGCUUCCAUAUGCAUCCGUUCAGUCUGAAGGUUUUUCCUCAUAGUCAUUAUGUUAAGCGUAGUGUAUGCAGGUAGUGUGUAGAUGAAGCUCAGCACAUUGUAACGCAAUUUUAGAAAAACACGCAGUGGAGCUUUUUUCUAUUGCAGGGGUCACUAUUUUAAACUAUGUGUUAUUGGAAUGCUGCAGCUCUGCAUGUCUUCGGUUUUUUUUUUUUUGUACCAAACUGCAGAUGGGUCAGCUUAAAGCAAUAGAGCACAUGGAAAGACUUAUUUUAUUGAUGAUGCCACUCGGUGUGUGUGUGAGUGAGCGUGCCAGGACGCGAUCAUGCUCAGUUCAAAAAAAAAAAAAGACUCAAUGUUGGAGUGCUUGAAGAUGCGUAUGUUGUUUUCUACGGGUGAUGCUCAGACGUGUGUUUGCUCGUGUCAUCGUGUGCCGCAUGUGAUAUGAGAGUCAGAAGUGAGGGAUUUUUUUUGGGAAGGUGGGUGUACAUUAUUUAAACCACUGUUCUCUUUGUAGCGCGUGGCUGUUAUAUUGUUUUCUGCUAUUUGACAAUGAAUUACUCUGCACUUAC
Anoplopoma fimbria (sablefish) is the source of this 4096-nucleotide messenger RNA. Its product is annotated as serine/threonine-protein kinase 38. The coding region runs from base 130 to 1542 and encodes 470 amino acids. NCBI's taxonomy places the organism in Eukaryota, Metazoa, Chordata, Actinopteri, Perciformes, Anoplopomatidae. The transcript has 14 exons. Gene Ontology annotation, biological process: peptidyl-serine phosphorylation; intracellular signal transduction. Gene Ontology annotation, molecular function: ATP binding; protein serine/threonine kinase activity. The record is from RefSeq and is a predicted model, not a curated record.